This is a messenger RNA of Metopolophium dirhodum (rose-grain aphid), 811 nucleotides long. RefSeq lists its product as uncharacterized. The coding region runs from base 155 to 622 and encodes 155 amino acids. The transcript is spliced from 4 exons. The record is from RefSeq and is a predicted model, not a curated record. NCBI's taxonomy places the organism in Eukaryota, Metazoa, Arthropoda, Insecta, Hemiptera, Aphididae.
UCGUGCGCUCUAUUAUGCGGUGCAUGUGAUGUUUCGCCGGCUACGAGGAAUUAUCAACAUCGCUAACGAGUAUCUAGUGAUGCGCGCGAGUAGUUUAUUUUAAAAAGAAAAGGCCGCUACCCCAAGAGCAGGAAGUUUUCUUUUUCGAAUAACUAUGAGUCCAAAAGUAGAUAGCGUUAUUGAUAUCGACAACACUGUUAUUGAUGUGUAUAGAUGGUCUAUACCAAGACCAUCGUUGUCGUCAUGGAGACAAGAAAAUUCCAGUGACAAAUCGCAGCCAGACUCAUCCACAUCGCCUAAUCAACUAAGCAUAAAGAGUAAAUCAUCAACAACUUCAAUGUUACUAUUAUGUGCUGAAAACUUAGAUGCACAUAACAAAUAUAUUGAUCGAAACAAUGAUAUAGAUACUUUAUCAGUAGCAUCGUCAAAUCAUUUUACAAUUGUUAAUGGCAUCAUAGGGCAUAAUCGACAUAAGUCUAGAAAGCCUACCACAUGUUGUUGUGAACGACAUCAGCUUACUGUAUUGGUAGUUUCUAUGACAAUAGUUUUCUUCCUAACAAUUGUAUAUUGCAUCUACUAUGUUCACAGACGUGCAAUAUACUGUACAAACAGCUUUGCUUAAACCAAGUCAUUCAUUUUAUCAAUAUACAAAGAUCCCAAAGAAAUAUGGACUAAUAAAAUGGAAUAUUAUAAUUUAUAAUUUAUAUUUUAUAAAUCAUGUAGUAUAUGAGAUGUAUGUUGUUUGAUUGUAUUUUACCUACCUUCAGAUUUAAUUUAAAUUAUUGUAUUAAAUAAAUUGAUAAGAACUGAA